This is a messenger RNA of Acyrthosiphon pisum (pea aphid), 1133 nucleotides long. RefSeq lists its product as uncharacterized. Gene Ontology annotation, biological process: regulation of transcription by RNA polymerase II. The coding region runs from base 102 to 800 and encodes 232 amino acids. NCBI's taxonomy places the organism in Eukaryota, Metazoa, Arthropoda, Insecta, Hemiptera, Aphididae. The record is from RefSeq and is a predicted model, not a curated record. Gene Ontology annotation, molecular function: DNA binding. The transcript has 3 exons. Gene Ontology annotation, cellular component: nucleus; transcription regulator complex.
UGUUAACUUUUGUAUCAGCGUAAACAAUUCAAAACAAAUUUUUCUCAUUUUGUUCAGAGUUCCUAUUCACCUAUUAAAUAUAAUAUCAUAUUUAAAAAAAAAUGAAUAACCGAUUAAGGUCGUAUGUUCUUAAGAAAUUCACCAAAGAACAAGAUGAACAAUUGGUAGAAUGCGUUGCCAAAUAUCCAUCAAUUUAUAAUCCACAAAAUAAGGAUUAUAAAUUAUUAUAUAUUAGAGAGGCAAUAUGGAAGGAAAUAAGUGAAUUAGUUGGCAGAAACAAGGAAGACUGCAAAAAAAGAUAUAAAAAUAUAAAAGACACAUAUUUGAAAAUUAAAAGAUCAAGAAAAAUGAAAACAGGGUUGAAAAUGUCAAGAGUUUCUUUAAAAUCAACCAAAUGGAACUUAGCACCGCAUUUAAAAUUUUUAGAUGUUCUACCAGAGAAAGAUCUUACAUCACAUAUUAAUGAUAUGGAUUACGAUGAAAAUUCCAACUCUGAGCAAAAUGAAGACGAAGAAGGCACUGAUACUCAAGCUACCCAACCAUUACCUCUACAACAGAAAGAUAAAAUAAAAGAAGCACACAUUAUAAUGAAACAAUUAGAAAAAAAGGUAAAAGAAAGAUCAGAGAUAUUAACAAAGCCAGAAUCAUAUAAUUAUGAGGAAUACGACGAUGUAGAUUUUUUUUUAAAAAGUCUAGGCAUUACAAUCAAAAAACUUCCACCUCAAUUAAUUAUUCAAGCAAAAGUUAAAAUGUUAUCUAUUAUAAUGGAUUUGGAACUUCAAGCAUCUAGUGAUGUUUGACACAAAUCAUGCAUACAAAUAAUUAUACUGGGAAUUUACUUCAAAUUCCUUACAUAUACCUAAUAUACAUAAUAUUUGAUAUUCCUACUCCAUAUACUGAUAUAUACGAUAUUAUAUACAAAGACAUAUAAAUACAAGAUGAUAUCUAUUUAUUUAGUUUUAUGAUAAAUAUUGUUAUUUUUUAAAAUUUAGUACCUAAUUGGAUACUAAUUUAACCAUUAAUGUAAAUAGGUAUAAGUUCUUUUUAAAUACAAUUUAUUUUAAUUAUAUUUAUACUCUAUACUAUGUACAAUUUACUUAGAAAUACUUACUACAUGUACAUGUUCACAGUGA